GGAAAAUGGCUUUUUCCUCUAAUCCCGCCUCAGCCCCCACACCAGACCAUCUAAUAACAUCACUUCUUUCUACUUAAGGAUAGAGACAUGCCUGAACUCGCCACGACUAACAAAUGACGAAGUCAUUCUGUUCCGUAGAGUUGGCCGGCAGGAAUGUGGGUAAUGACUAACUUUUAUUCGAUGGCUUCCUUCCAGAUCAAUCCAUACGACUCCCCCUCCCCAGAGCCGCCAUAAGGGGUGAAGCCCGACAUCCUCCAGAGCGCGGUAUGGAGGGACUGGGGGGGGGGGACAAAAGGAACUUGCCUACAAGGACUUACAGAUGCCAGUAGCUGAGGGGUUUGGGGCAACUCCGUACUGACUUCCAUCCUCUCCGCACCCCCGGCCUCCUCAUCCGCCAUCUUGAGGGAAACUGACACCCGCAGUUCCAGACCCCCGGCCGGAGAACGAGCGGAAACCUGUAGCCGGUCCAAGAAACGAGGGGCGACACUUUUACGACGGCCCCUGAAGUCGGGUUUGACGCAGAAUCGAGGAGCGGCUUCCGGUCCGCUUCCCGGAAGCAAGCGUCACUGCCCCUACGGCAGGAGGUUUUUCUUUCUCUAAUUUCUUAGCUGCGGUGCUUGCUGCUUGAAUGGUUGUGUAUCUGGUGUCGUUGCUGGGAAAUGUUGCAUCUGCGAGGAGACCUGACUGAUGCCAAAACAAAGGACUACUUGGGAUCCAGGCAGCAUGAGGUAGAAUGGCAAACUUACCAGGGCAUUCUGAAGAAGACAAGAGUCAUGGAAAAAACCAAGUGGCUUGAUGUUAAAGGAAAUCAUGAUGCAUUCAACAUCCCAAGUCUGGAGAGUGUCGAGAAUUAUUACAGGAAAUAUUCUGCUGUACGUAGGGAUGGCUCUUUCCAUUAUGUCCACAGUACUCCUUUUGGCAACUAUUCUUUCAUCUCUUUGGAUGCCACCCCAAAUCCAGGGCCUAAGAGACCCUAUAAUUUCUUUGGAAUUUUAGAUGAGAAACAGAUGGAGGAACUUCUGUUACUAGCCAAGGAAAGUAGUCGGAGCAACCACAGUAUUUGGUUUGGACACUAUACAACAUCCACUAUCCUUUCUCCAUCACCUGGAAUUCGGUCAAUAAUGAGUUCAGCUACAGCUUAUUUGUGUGGACACCUCCAUACACUCGGUGGACUGAUGCCUGUUUUGCACACUCGUCACCUCCAGGGCACUUUGGAACUUGAGGUGGGAGACUGGAAGGAUAACAGAAGGUACCGGAUCUUUGCUUUUGAUCAUGACCUCUUUAGCUUUGCAGAUUUGGUCUUUGGCGAGUGGCCUGUGGUUCUUAUCACUAAUCCUAAGUCACUUCUAUAUAGUUGUGUUAGACAUGAACCACUAGAAAGACUCCUUCAUUCAACACACAUCAGGAACCACCAUACUGUUUUCCAUAGCGGCUGUACCAUUUUACAUUACCACCAGCAGUGCAUAAGAGUCCUGGCCUUUUCCUUAUCCUCCAUUACUUCUGUCACAGUUAAGAUUGAUGGAGUUCAUUUAGGGCAAGCUAUUCACUUGUCUGGUCCUAUUUUCAUACUGAAGUGGAACCCAAGAAACUAUAGUAAUAGGACAUGUAACAUAGAAGUCAUUGUCCAGGAUUCUGCUGGAAGAAGUAAGAGUGUUCACCACAUAUUUUCUGUUCAAGAGGAUAUUCAUCUCAGAUUUGACCCCCUGGCAUCAUUUAUUCUCCUUACCGACCACUGCAUCGUGGCCCGGGUCCUUUUUGUGAUAAUUGUGCUGAUCCAGCUCAGCAUUCUCAUUACUUUUAGGUAUCGAGGAUAUCCAGAGCAUAAAGGGUCUCCAGGAUUUAUAAAUUUGACCUCAUUCUCCCUCCAUGUCCUGAGCAAACUAAACAUCUUCUACUAUUCUGUGUUGUUGUUAACCCUAUAUACAGCACUGGGACCCUGGUUUGUUGGUGAGAUCACUAAAGGCAAAUGGGGUUGCUGCUUUUCCUUUGGGAUAUUUGUUGAUGGACAUUUCCUACAAGGCAGCCUAACAUUUGUAGUUGGAAUUCUGCAGCUGGUAUUUUUUAACAUACCCUUGAUGGCUUACCUGUGUUGGAGCUUGCUGCAGCGGUGCUGUGGUCACAACUUCCGGUCUCAUCUCCAUCAAGGAAAAUACUUGAAAAUUAUACCUGUUCACCUACUUAUGUUACUGCUAUACAUCUGGCAGAUUUAUUCCUGCUACUUUCUUCAUAUGACAUAUGGCACUUUAGCUUUCUUCUUCUCCCCUUUGCGGACCUGGUUGACACUGUUGACACCUGUUAUCAUUCAUAGUGUGUGGACUCUGAACUCUACUGAGCUUGGAACCUUUGUGGCACAGUUAAAAAGCCACCUGAGCUCCUGAAGGCCUUGUCUCACCAUCCACCUCUUUGGCCCAGGCCUCUGCCCCAGCAGCAGGUGGAAGGCCAGUGAUGGUGGGCAAGCUUCAGGGAGCUGCUGCACCCUGGACACCUGGGAGUUGAGUGGGAUUACCCACUACUGAUUCCUACAGAAUGGACUGCAGAAAAAUCUCUAAAUAAUGCCAUGAUUCCUUCCUUCUCCAAGAAGGCAAAGGAUUGAUUUACUUUUGUUCAGAGAAAGUCCUAAUCAGGAGAUCCACAGGUGAGGGACUGGGUGUGUGUAUGGGAGUAUUUUUUAUGGUUACCUCGUGUAAAGUACCUAGCACAGUAUGUGGAAUUCAGCAGCCCACAAGGGUGCCACGUUGGGGGCAGGGAAGCUUUGUGAACUUGGGCCCUACCUUGACUACCCUUGAGAUAAUUAGCUCAGGUCUACUUUUCCCUCAGGGUACUGGGUUCUCUGCUUCUUUAGGUGGGGUGCUUUCAGCUAAUCAAAUAAAUGAAUGAUGAAUAAGAA
Canis lupus familiaris (dog) is the source of this 2887-nucleotide messenger RNA. It is a transcript of the gene TMEM62, whose product is annotated as transmembrane protein 62. The record is from RefSeq and is a predicted model, not a curated record. The transcript has 14 exons. Lineage: Eukaryota; Metazoa; Chordata; Mammalia; Carnivora; Canidae. Bases 660 to 2378 code for a protein of 572 amino acids. Gene Ontology annotation, molecular function: hydrolase activity.